GGAAAGUUUUUAUCCAAGGGAAGAACGCGCCACUCCGCCUCCCCACGCUGCACAGUCACAUCCCACAGCGGGAGAAGAAGUCAUACAAACAUACUUUGUUCCGUCUCCAUUGUCGAGAAUUGUUCCCCCUUGGAGGACCACCAGCGCCAUCACCGCGUGUAAGGAUGACCGCAUCCCGUCAGAAGUGAGCUACCCCGGGAGGGAGAGUCUGACGGCGGUUGGAGUCUCAAGAGAGAAUUGUUGGGGUUUUGGAUUUUUUAUUAUUUUUUGGAGCGGCUCCUCCGGUGCUCUCUGCCCGCCUCUGAGGCCAUGGGCUGCGGCUUGAGAAAGCUGGAGGACCCGGAGGACAGCAGUCCCGGGAAGAUCUAUUCUACGCUGAAGAGACCUCAAGUGGAGACCAAAACUGAGACAGUCUACGAUUAUGUCUUGCUGGACUUCAGCUUGGAAGGUAGCCGUCCCACAGUUCAAUACGUAUCCUCACUGGCGGAGCUGCCCCAGGCUCUGCAGCCAUACUACACGCAAGGCUACGUCUUGGCAGCCCUGCACCCCAUCAUCCUGUCUGUGGGCCGGACGCGCUCUCUCCCCUUCAGCCUGCUCUACCGCGCCGUCCUAGCUCGGCCCAGAUUGAGUCAUCAGACGGCGUCCAUGUGUCACAGCGUGCCCAUGCUGAGAGUGGAGGAGUGGCCGUUACCCGGGGAAUCGCUGACGGGCGACACAGUUCGAGCGCUCAUCGACAGGGUGAACAGCAGCGCCCGAGGAGGGGUUCGCUUCGUUGGCUCAGUCCUCCAGCAGGUGAGUGGGCUGAGCAAUGGCGGCAGGAUGCACAGCCCAAAAAGAGGCUGCCGCUCACCUCCGCACUCUCCUCCUCGCACCCCACCUGGAGACAGGGACCUGGAGGAGAACACGUACAGCCCUGACAUGCGACUCCUGGUCUUUUUCCACGCCUGGGCUCCCGGUUGUGCCCCUCUGGAUUCAUUGGCCUGUCAGUACCACCAGGGGGCACUCUCUAUGCGUGUGUCCAGGAAAGGUCAAGUGGUCAGUGCUCUCGAGGCCGACUGGUUGGAGCUGACGGCAGCCUACUACCGCAGAGGCUGGUCGCUGGUGGACUCCUUUGUUUACUGGGACACUCCUAAAGGAGAGCCUGUACCAAGGUCACUGGAGGGCCUGUUUGUAUAUGAGGAGAAGAGCACCGCCCCUCCUGCCAACGACACCAUUGUGGUGGAACAGUGGACCGUCAUUGAGGGCUCCAACGUGAAAACUGACUACGGGCCACUCCUUCACACUCUGGCCGAGUUUGGAUGGCUGCUCACAUGUGUGCUGCCCACUCCCAUCAUCCGCCAUGACAGUGAUGGGAAUCUAGCCACCAAGCAGGUUGUGUUUCUUCAGAGGCCCGUUAGGAAUCAGGCUCCAGCACAACAAAGGAACCAGCCACUGUACCUGCAGAUCCUGCCCGUGCACAGCGAUGUGGCCAGCCGUUCCUUGAGCCGGUCUGUGAGCAGUGCUGCACCGAGGGAGGAGCUCUCUGCUGUGGCCGGAGGCAUCGGGGGAUUCCCAGUGUUCGGAGGCGGGUUCCCCAACUCGUUGUCCCACCUGGACGAGGCAGGCUUCGAUCCAGAGGAGGGGAAAGCAGAGGUCACCUGCAUGUGAACCUAUUCUUCGGACUGAUGCUCAUUAGGUCCUGGAUGGAGGUCUACAUCUUCCAGACAUUUCUCUCACCAUCACACUCCUGCGGAAGCACUUUUUUUAACAGAAGCCAUAAUGAGACAAGAUCAGAAGAUUUAUGCACAACACCACUUAACAGUAUGCACACAUUUGUGAAAGGAAACCGGUGGUCCUCUUCCUCCUCCAAUUAGCUGCUUUCCUUUAUAGUAUUUUUGUGUCCUCGAGGGUUUUGUUUACCCUUUAAAGAUGUCCUGAAACAUUCCAAGCACCUCCUGAUUACCUUCCUGGAACCUGGGAGGCCAUCACAGACUGAUAAAAAGGGCAGAUUUGAUUAUUAAAAAGCUCAUUUUAAUACAAUAUGGAGCAAAAUUAUGGGACUUGAUAAAUUCCCCUUGAAUCCUAAUUUUUUGUUUUAGCAAAAUAUGUUGGACAACCGUAUACUUCUAUUCUUAACUUGAAAUGUUUUAACAGUAUUAAGUAUGUAUGGUACUAGCAGUCCUUGAAUGGGUAGAAAAGUCAACACUUCUCAAAAUUUUGUACCUCAACAAUAUUUUGCAAGUACUGUUCCACCUUUAAGGUUAGACUUCUCAGCAAAUUUUUGGAUUUGUACAUUUCAUAUCCAGUAGCCCCCGCUGUUUCCCUCAAGAGUGGAAAAAACAUGAAUACACGAUGUAAAACCCUUAAAAUGCCUAUUUUAGGUACUGUAAAGCUUGCCAUUCACAGUUAUUAUGCAUUUUUUAAUUGUUUUACACAUUAAAAACAAUUACAGGUAUAUAAUCUACUGUAUCAUACUAAAAUAUAGUUACAUACAGUAUCUCAUCUUGUCAAAGUGUCUUCUUGCUGGAAAUGUUGGAGUGAAUUGACUCAGUGAAAUACAGCACCCUGGCGGGGGCUUACUGUGUGUAUGGUUCUUGGUUUGUUUUGCUUUUUUACUCCUGAGAACUACAAGAUGGGACCGGCCUACCACCAAUGGUGCAUGUGCCACAGUUUGAGAACAAAUGACUUAAAUCAUUGCGUUACAAAGCCAACAGCAGUAUUAUAUGAUUUGAAGACACACGUUUCUUUGUUAAUAUUUGCAAAUGCAAUCUAGCAUUCUUCCAUGUCAUGAAAAUGUUCCUUUCAUAUUUUUAAGUAAAAUUUUGCUACUGCAGUGAAAAAGCCAUUCAAACAGAUUUCUGUAAUUCCACCUGUCAUUUUUGAGUUGUAUAUUUGUUUCCUUUCCUGAAAAGAGUGUUUUUAUUGGAAUAAACACAGGUGUUAUUUCCCCCAUUAUUUUUCCUUUCAUGCCAAUUAACAUUCCAAGGCAAAAUCCAGAAUAAGUUUUUUAUUAACAGACAUCAUGAAAAUGUCAACAGUAACAAAAUUUAUUUUUAGUCCAUUUAAAAACCAAGAAAAGUGGGUUGGCUUAAGAAAAUAAGUUAAUGAAGGAGCAGGCGACAGAAGGAAGGUGGCGCUCGGUCGGGUUUAAAACAUGGCCGAUAUGGACGCCUUUUUGAGCACAUUGACAUUGGGGCGCAUCUAUAAACAGGGGGACAUAAUAUAUCUUGGGAGUAAACUACAAGUUGCUCUCUACCACACAAGUCACGCCUGUUGUUGUUUUGUAGCAUCGUAAAUAAAUCUAUUCAUUGAUCCACUUAAUGGGACGAGGAUACCCCAACCCCCAAGCCAUCGAAAAACCCUUCCCCACUAAACAAGACAAUGCAAACAGAGGCAGAUGUGUAAAAAAAAGAAAAGUGAAGCACCAUCAGAAAACGAGACCUAACAGGUUAUGAUUGGGGCUUAUUUACACAGGGGGGUAACUGUCAGUGUGUGCCUUUGUCAACAAUAUAGAGCACUGUGAUUACCUUUUUUUUUUUUUGCAAAUCCAGCUGCUUAAACGAUAAAAUGUUCCCUAAAGGAGACGUGUGACAGUGUGGUGCUUUUUACAAACAAAGAGAAGGUUAAAUAAAUGAUCCUGCAGGUGGUUUUUUUUGUGUUUUUGUUGGGUUUUUUUGCUUAGACACAGGUGACUAAGGAACAGUCACCAGGCAGGAGUCUUAGUACACUGUACAGUAGUGUGGAAUAGAUGACGUGUUUGUCUAUAGUUUGUUUUCUUUGUUGUCUCCCUUUCUUUUUUUUUAUAUGGUGUGUCUCAAGCCUCGCUCUCGCCGGCCGACGAUGCGUUCUGCACCUCCUCCUCCAGAAUGGGCACGAUCAGGUUGUCCUUUGACAUCAGGUUGUACUUCAUCACAAAGCGUGUGAAGCGGUGACACAGGAACGUUUCAUUCUGUCCAAGAGGAAGACAUGAUGACUAUGAUUGCGCUCUGUCAUUGAAAUUCGCAUCCUUCAUUAAGACACUCCGUCUUCAGGUCAAGGGUUGUUAUGGAGCAUAACCACCUAAAGCAGAAGGGGAGGGC
Doryrhamphus excisus (bluestripe pipefish) is the source of this 4058-nucleotide messenger RNA. It is a transcript of the gene rftn2, whose product is annotated as raftlin family member 2. The record is from RefSeq and is a predicted model, not a curated record. NCBI's taxonomy places the organism in Eukaryota, Metazoa, Chordata, Actinopteri, Syngnathiformes, Syngnathidae.